Messenger RNA from Thalassophryne amazonica, 1102 nucleotides. It is a transcript of the gene bsnd, whose product is annotated as barttin CLCNK type accessory subunit beta. The record is from RefSeq and is a predicted model, not a curated record. Gene Ontology annotation, cellular component: basolateral plasma membrane. Lineage: Eukaryota; Metazoa; Chordata; Actinopteri; Batrachoidiformes; Batrachoididae. The transcript has 3 exons. Gene Ontology annotation, biological process: chloride transport. The coding region runs from base 72 to 407 and encodes 111 amino acids. Gene Ontology annotation, molecular function: chloride channel regulator activity.
CAUACAACACCACUUCUCCUCUGCAGGCUGCACAUGCAGGAGCUCCACUAAAGCCAGCCGUGGCUGCAGGGAUGGCAGAAGGCAAACCCUAUCGCUAUGGGCUGAUAGUGGCGGGGAUGUGUGUGUCAGUGCUCGGCCUCUUCAUCAUGACGCAAGACCAGCCACACAUCUAUGUCACAAUGUGCGUUCUGGGUGUCGUCAUGGUGGCUGUUGGGACUGUGUGGAGCCUCUGCCAGUGCUAUCCCAAGAUCACGCUGGCUGGUGAGCUCCAGGACAAAAGUCAAAAGGAGCAGAUGUGCACAUCAGCUGAAGCACAGCCUAAAAGGGACACUGAGGGUCUGGCAACAUUCUAUGGUGAAAAGAUAACCAACCGGUGUCAUAGCUGUCCCACACUGCAGUUGGUCUGAAGGAGAGAGGAAGAGAGCAAAGCCAUAUGCAGGAUAGUGAGGAGAUAUAUAGCUGAGGUUUCAUGUUAAACAUUCCAAAAGUUCCACAAAUGUAUGACUGUGACUGUAGAAAAUUUCCUGUCAUAUGCAAAAUUUUGGACUGAAAUGGCUUGUUUUGCAGUUCUGUGACAUAUGUAACACAAGUCCAUAUCUGACUUAAAUUGUGAGAUACUACACCCAUUGAACUGGUCUGCACUAUGUAUGACACGCCCAUCCGGUUGCAAAGAAGAACGUAACCACUAUCCAAUAGGGCAUUAAGGACACUUCACAAGAAUGUGAUGCUGUUUCUACCAAAUGUCACAUGACUGUCAAAAGUAGUGGAAUAUUAUUGGGUUACAUAGAUGCAUAUUAUUUGACAGCUCCCUCUUUUGUUUCUUAAAUCUAUAAUCACAUUUGUGGGUCUGGUGGUGCCACAGCUGUCAUGAUGCCUGUUCUGGGCUCUUGUUAUGAUUUUGUCUCAUGUUUGUAUCUAUGCCUUGCCUCUUUGAUCCACUGUCUUUGAUUUUCUGUUUGUUAUAUUGUAGUCACUGGUUUUGUUUCUGUUUAUCAUUUUCCGUUUAUCAUACUUUAGCCCUGUGUCUAGUUCUUUUGUAGUUUCUGUCCAACCUUUGUUUUUCUCCAUUGUGUAAUCAUUAGUUGUACCAUCUAUUAUUCUU